UAAAAGCAGCUUUGAUUUCAUUUGAGUCGACCAAACCGUGUUUAUUCCGUUGAGAGCGGCAGCAGCGCAGACAUCCUAGCUGUUUUUUUCUGACUCGCCGGUGGACAGCUGUUCUCUUUCUCUUCGUCUGAUAAUGGAUACGGAUAAAAUGUUAAGCAUCGUUCUUCUACUGCUUUCAGUUGUCAACGAUGUUUCCACCGUGCAGUUUCCAACAUCUGUAAUUGUACAGGAAUGGGUGGAGCAGAUGCAGAAGGACUUGGUGUCUUUGAUUGAUGCUGAAAGUGGAGUUCAAAGUCUUAUUAAGAUCUUUCAGAACUACAAUAAACAUUACGUGGUGGAGCAUAAUAAUGCUAAGCAGCUGGUUGUCAGUGCUGCUAGCAACAUUGAGAAGCUCCUUCUCAAUCGCUCCAGAGCUUUAAAGAAUCUGGCUACAGCAGCAGAGGAGUUGCAGUUGAAGCACCAGUGGCAAGAUGACUUUGAGGAGGGAGAUGUGUCAUAUUAUAAUGCCAAAGAUGGUGUAAGUCCUGAAACAGAUGAUGAGGAAUAUCCCGAUAAUAGAGUGAGACCAGAAUUUACAGAUGACCCAGCCUUUAAACGUUUGGUGUCCUUCAAUGAAACAGCUGUCCAUAUACCCACAGACAUCUAUGAGGGCUCCACCAUAAUUCUUAAUGAGCUCAACUGGACAGAUGCAUUGGUGGACACAUUUAGAAAGAACAGAGAAGAUGAUCCUACACUGCUUUGGCAGGUGUUUGGCAGUGCAACUGGUUUGGCCCGCUAUUACCCAGCAUCCCCAUGGAUAGACAAAGAAAAAACACCAAACAAAAUUGAUCUAUAUGAUGUCAGACGGAGACCAUGGUACAUCCAGGGCGCUGCAUCACCUAAGGACAUGCUGAUUUUGGUGGAUGCGAGUGGGAGUGUGUCUGGAAUGACACUGAGACUGAUCCGCACAUCAGUCAAUGAGAUGCUGGAAACUCUUUCUGAUGAUGACUACGUCAACAUAGUUUCUUUCAACGAAGAUGCUAAAAAGGCUGCCUGCUUUGACAACUUGGUUCAAGCCAAUGUCCGUAAUAAAAAGAUCUUGAAAGAUGCAGUGCAGAACAUCACUGCAAAAGGAAUUACUAACUACAAGGAUGGUUUUGAUAUGGCCUUUCAACAGCUGUUGUCUCUAAAUGUGACACGUGCCAACUGUAACAAAAUCAUCAUGCUGUUCACGGAUGGUGGUGAAGAAAGAGCCUCAGAGAUCUUUGAAAAGUACAACCCAGAUAAGAGGGUGCGGAUAUUCACAUUUUCUGUGGGACAGCACAACUAUGACAAAGCACCUAUUCAGUGGAUGGCUUGCACUAAUAAAGGGUACUAUUAUGAGAUCCCAUCUAUAGGUGCCAUCAGGAUCAAUACACAGGAAUACUUAGAUGUGCUGGGGAGGCCCAUGGUGAAGGCCAAGGAGAAGGCAAAACAAGUUCAGUGGACCAACGUUUACAUGGAUGCUCUGGAGUUGGGUCAGGUGAUAACAGGAACACUUCCAGUCUUCAAUAAAACCAGAAUUAGAAGUAACAAAAGUAAAGGAAAGAAUCAGCUAAUACUUGGAGUGAUGGCCGUUGAUGUGUCACUUGAUGACAUCAAGAGGCUGACGCCACGCUUUACACUUGGACCAAAUGGAUACUAUUUUGCUAUUGAUCCAAACGGAUAUGUUUUGCUCCAUCCAAACCUGAAGCCUAAGAAAACAACAUUCCAGGAGGCACUGACACUGGAUUUCCUUGAUGCAGAGUUAGAAGAUGAGAUCAAAGAGGAUAUCAGAAGAAACAUGAUUGAUGGUGAUACUGGUAAUCAGACAUUUAGCACACUUGUGAAGUCCCAGGAUGAGCGAUAUAUUGACCGGGGCGUCAGAACCUACACAUGGAGCCAUGUUAGUGGUACUGACUACAGUUUAGGUUUGGUACUACCGGACUACAGUCUUCACUAUCUUCGUGCAGCAAUCGGAGACACUAUUACACAGGCCAAAUUUUCUGAGACGUUGCAAGUGGAAAAGUUCAGUGAAUAUGGAUUCACAUUCAUUGCGCAAAGGGAGUACUGCACUGACUUGAAGCCCUCGAACAAUAACACAGAGUUCCUGAUCAACUUCAAUAAGUAUAUUGACAGGAACACACCCAACCACCCUCUCUGCAACAGUGCUCUGGUCAAUAAGCUGCUGCUGGAUGCUGGGAUCACAUCAGAGCUGGUCAGGAAGUGGUCAGAACAAACACUGAGUGAGGGGGUGUCUGCUCGCUUUGUGGCUACAGAUGGAGGCAUCACAAGAGUUUACCCAAGCAGUGCUGGUCUGGAUUGGUCAGAGAGAAUUUACGAGGCAUAUGAGCCAUAUGACCCUUAUGAAGCAUUUAAGACAUACAAUAUGUAUGAGGCCUAUGAGUCAAGCUUCUACAAAAGGAGCUUGGACAACGACCUAUACAUAUUUACACCACCAGUCUACAACCCCCACUCCAAUGUUGAUUCAAUUCUGGUGAGCAGGGGUGUGGACCUCAACAUUAAUGGUACCAAGCUCAAACCUGCCGUGGUAGGCGUGAAGCUUGAGGUUGAGACCUGGAUGGAGAAUUUCAUAAAUGCAACGGUGAACACCAAUGUAAGAACACCUUCAUGCAAGGAUGAAACCUGCGGCUGUCAAAGAAACGAUGAGUAUGUGGACUGUGUUCUCCUGGAUGAUGGCGGUUUCCUGAUUAUGGCCAAUCGUGAUGAUUACAUCAGACAGAUUGGGCAGUUCUUUGGAAUUAUUGACCCCUCACUGAUGUUGAACCUGAUAAAUGCGUCUCUGUUCUCCUUCAAUAAGACGUAUGACUACCAGUCCACAUGUGAACCCCAUAAAGAAACCAAAUCAGCCGCUGGAUUGCGCUCUGUUUAUGUGCCCACCAUAGCAGAUAUAUUGCAUCUUGGUUGGUGGGCGUCAGCAGCAGCCUGGUCCAUAAUGCAGCAACUGUUUGUUUCGUUCACUUUCCCGAGUUUCUUAGAAGCAGUGGACACAGAUGAUGAGCUCUCUGAUGGAAUGUCUAAGGAAAGCUGUAUUAAUGAGCAGUCUCAAUACUUCUUUGAGAAUGAUGAAACAUCGCUUAAUGGCAGUGUGGACUGUGACUCAUGCUCAAGACAAUUCUAUGCAGAGAAACUUUUUGGGACCAACCUUGUGUUUGUUAUUGCUGAGACCAAGCUGAACUGCAUGUCAUCCCCUGGUCCAGACCCCUGUGAACUAGCCCUGAAUCCACGCUACAGGAAAGGUCCAGAUGCAUGCUUCGACAACAAUUCAAGUGAGCAAGAUGUUGACUGUGGUGGAGUGUCUGGCCUGAGUCCUUCUAUGUGGCUCCUUGUGCUGCUCCAGCUGGCUCUGCUUGGGUUGUGGAAUACCGCUGGAUACUGCGUAUCAUGACGACUGCUCAGCGACGCUCACGUGAUGUCCUUAGCAACUAUACCAAAAUAACAUACAGUAUCUCAUCCUGCCACUUCUCAAAGAUUUCUCUUGCUGACUUACACUUAUUGUUGGGGUUGAUGGUAGUGCUGAAAGGAAGGGAUACAAGGAAACAAUCCAAAUGUAACUUUCUGACCCAAAAUGAACCUUUCUGAGUAAUGGCUGAUUACUUGCCCAUGCCUUUUGAUGACUGAUAGUGGAUCAAUCUGUCGCUGGUUAGAUGUUUUGUGCUGGUGAAAAAUACUGAAAGCGUAGUCCUUGCGGAACUGUGAUCUGAUAGCUGUUGCUUGUACCCUCAAGGGAAAGAUGUUCCAUAUACCUCUGUCAUUUCCAUAUAUAUUGUAUAACCACUGCUAGGACUAAGGCUGCUCUUUGCAUUUACACAUACAUGACAUUUAAGAAGAAGAGUUCUUACAAAGGGUCAUUUAUUUUCUGGUUUUUGUUUAGUCUCAUGGAAACAGAUAUGAGUUUGGUAUUCUGUGAGUUCCCAGUCUGAGGAGAACCUGUUCAGUUGUGGACUAGAAGUGUGUUGAAAACAGAAGCUAACGGGCGACACACCCAUGACACCCAUGGCACCCAUGACCCCUGCCUUUCCCUGCUUUUAGCCAAAGAUUUGAAAUACUCUUCCUAUCUUCAUCCAUCUCCCGUUUGGCUUGAUUUCAGUUAUUACUCCCACCUCCAUUUAGUUCAUAUUGUGCCAUGGCUGUCUUGUUCACUAUGCAAGCAUGUGUAUAGACAAUCAGAUAUUCAUGUUCUACCCACCACUCUCUGUUAAGACAAGGGACUUGGGUUAAACUAGUUGAACAAAAUUAGAAUAAUUUUCACUUCCUGAUCAAUGAAGCGCUACCUGAACCCCAUCUGGCCUCCAGUGCUCGAUUUCUGCGGUAUCUAUCUAUGCUAUUGAGUCUAUGGGUACCACUCUAUGCAGUUGUGAUCAGUUUACAUAUGGUCAUCAUGAACAUAAAAGCUAUGGCAAUAUUGGGUUGUCAGUAAUUUCUUUUUUUUUUUUCCCCACCACCACCCCCCCGGGUUGUCAGUAAUUUCUAUGUACCAUUCCUUUUUUCUGGGGCAGGAUCAGGCUGGUUUCCCCAGACCCAUUUACUCUGUGAGUCUGUAGUCUGUACACUGUUUCCGUUCGUUGCAUUGUGUGUAGACUUUGGGUACAUUUUGAAAACAUUGGACCAGUGCAAGCUGAUAAUACCUUUUUGCAAACCCUGUCCUUACCCUGUCCCUGUUUUCUGUAUACAUUUAAACAUUAUUAGGUAACACUUUACUUGAAAGAAUCUACAUAAGAGUGACAUGACAUUGUCAUGACACAUGAACCCUAACCCUAACUUGUCAUGACAAAAAACAAAUGACACUCAUUGACAGAAGCAUUAUGUCAUACAUUUGUAUGACUUGUUUAUUUAUUUAUUUUGCUUAUUAUUAUUUAUAGACGUGUUGUUUGUUUAUGACACAUUCCUGACAGUGUCAUGUCACUCAUAUAGAUAGCUUCAAGUAAAGAUUAACCCAUAAUUCUUGCUCUGGCUUCAUUUCAUAAAUGUCUGCUGGUGUUGCUUCUACUAAUUCUUAGUAUUGCUUCUAGCUCAAAUAUUACUACAGUGACCCCCUCUGGUUGUGGACCGGCCCAUCCUAAAACAAAGCUUAACACCUUUACACCAACAGGGUUUCUAGACUGUAAUCUCAGUGAGAAAUGAACUAGAGUCAGGAGUGAACCGGAUUCAGGCUUGGGCGUGGUUAGUAGAAGUACAUAAAUACAUAGAGUUGCAGGAGUUCAGGAGUCUGAUUGCUGAAGGGACCAUGCUUUUUUUUUGUUGAGAUCGGGACUUUGGGAAGCCAAUUUCAGACGAUAAACAGCCUGUUUUACCGAUUCCAAAACCAGCUUUUGUGUGUGCUUAGAGUUGUUGUCCUGUUGGAAUUGGAAUACCCAACUGUCCAUGGCUUCAGGCUAUACAGAGGACUUCUCUCUUGGACAACAGCCUUUCAGUCCAUAGUCCACUUACUUGACUGUAGACAUAGAAGAAGUUACCAGCUGUAAUCAAUGACAGCCUUUGCCCAGCAAAUGUAAGACAUUUUUCAGCACCACUGAAUAUAUUUGUGCAUUAUAAUUAAAAUGUAUGUUCUAUAAUCAUUCUGCCUCAGAAGACGAAUGCUCACAUAGAAAUCAUUGCUAUCCCAAUAUUGCCAUGCCAUUAAAGUUCAUGAUGAGUGUAACCACGACUGUAUAGGCAUUCCUUGAUGGGAUCAAUUGAAUGAACUACAGUAUUGCUGCAUCACAUUGCCACUUCACAUUGCCAGUGAUAGUCAGACGGUUUUUUGUUAUGGCUUCAUACAGCACUGUUGCCAAAUAGUAGUACUAAUGUGUAGUCACACCUACAACUACUGUACACAAACUCCCAACUGCCUGCUCAGCUCUGCUCAGUUUGCCUCUGAUGCCAUGAAUCCUCUUCUUUGGUUUUCCUUUUCUAGUAGAACCUUCAGCUACAUCAGAUGAAAUUGUGAAACCAUAUUGAAGGUCAAACAAAGUGUACCUUAAUUUUUACCCUAUUAACCUAGUAUCAACCAAGAGUUCUAAGCACUUCUUGAAAACUGCACUGGAGUCAAGUAUUAAAUAAGGAUUUGUAUCAGUUUCAUUUCAUUUCAUUGAUGUUUUGAUGCUUUGAAUGCUCUACUCCAUGUUCCCAUGCUCCAUGUAGUGUGCCUGUGGCUAUGGAACUGAAGAAAGUUUAUUUUUAAAACUGUCUGUCGAAUAGCUGCAUUGAUAUAUACAGCUCCUCCUGUUUUAGUAUAUUUAUUAAUUUAUUUAAUUGCCAAAUGUAAGAUUUGAACAUUAUUGUUUUGAUGUCUGGUGAUACAAUGUGUGUUGUUUAACCUGUGUACCAUAUUGUACUUUGUUGAAAGGUCAUAUCAGAUAUUAUCUGGAAAUAGCAUCAAUAGUCAUUGAAAGUAAGAGCAUACUGUAACUACUGACUACUGCGACAAUGACUAUAAUCUUUUUAUUUUUCAUGUUGCUUUGUGUGUCAGUCAUUCUAGAGACAUGGGACAAAGCAUGUCAUAUAUUUUUGUUGUAACUGUUAUGAAGGAUGUGUAAGGUACUUAAGACAAUUUUCCUCUUUCCUCUGCAUUAUUAUUAUUAGUAGCCUAAUAUUAUUAUUAUCGUCAUCAUCAUCAUAUCAAGUUUGUGACUUCUCAGAGUGUCCACAUACUAAGUUUUCAAUCAUAUUAGCAUUCAAGUAUUUAGUAUAAAAGUUAUAUUUAUAUAACUAUAUAAAUAUAUAUAUUUUUAUGAAGAACUCAAUGAAAAGUAUCACAUUCGUCACUGCACAUUUUGUCAUCACAUUCAGGCAUUCGAUGUGAUCAAUUAUUAGGCAGUAUCAGGGGGCAGUUGUCACUCUGAAGGACCACUUGCCACAUGUCACCUACAGUAGCAAAUACAUUAGAGUCUAUCUCUGCAUGGCAUGCUGUUCUUGUUCAGGUGCCUUCUUGAUGCAUUACUAUGUGCUAUUACAGUAAGGCAACAGAAAGUGACCAACAAAAACCUGGACUGAAGUCAGUUGUGGCGAACAAAUUGUCAGAUGGCAACUCCAUGAGAUUUUAUUUCAGUAUUCAUCAUUCAUAAGGAUAAUGUCCUUGUUUUAAGACAAAGUUAAAUUAUUGAAUUGACUAAAUAUCGCUCAGUUUGUUUAUUUGUUAUCAUGUUAAUUCAUGUUUGUUAAUGACUUGUAGGUCAUAGCCAAUGAUCCAGGUAAAAUGUUCGUUUUCUCCCAAUAAGUUUGCGCUUGGAACACAUAUAUGAUUUUGUAUUUUUGAUGUCUGACUGUGUUGACCUAAAAAAGCAAAAAAGGGACAUACAAUUAAAAAAUACGAAAGUUGGGAGGUUCUAUCAAAAAUUCUAUAUAGAAUAGUAUAUGUUCAGUAUACAAAUUGUUAUGUUUUGUCCCAUGUCUCAAGAAUUGUUUUUUUUUUUUUUUUUAAUAUUGAUAUUGUUUAUUGUAUUUGAGCUGUUUCAUUUAGUGUGCCUUGUGAAUUUUACUGAACUGAUGAAUACACACAUGUUGAAAUCUCUUUGUUGAGGUACUAAUAAUCUCAUUCCAACUGAGAACCUUUGCAAAAGAUAAAUUAUGAUAAUUAGCCUAUGAUUAUGUGCCUCAAAAAAACAAAGGGCCACAACUUAGUGUCUGGUGUUGUCCUCAGAAAUAUGGUGAAAAAGACUUUCAGUUAAAAUUUCUAAUUAAUAUUCCACUGGUCAAAACCUUUUCAGAUAAAUUGAAGAUGACAGGACAGGGUAAAUAUACAGUAUUGUGUUGUUUUUAAUCAAACUGACAUAAUUCCAUCUAUAUUACAGCUAUAGUCAUAUCUUGGGCAUCUCUUAUUACUUUAGUCUUUAACACUGCCAGCAGGAAUACUAAGAUAAUCAUACGCUGUUUUGUUAUAUUGUAACGAUGAGAUGCUGAAUGAUAUAAGAGGACAGCAGCCAUAAUAGUCAAAUCCAUUGGUGGAUCCUUCAGCUAACUUCAUCUUCAUGACUGAAUUUCAUUGGUUUGUUGCUCUGCUUGUAAGGGGCAUAUCUGAAGGAUUUGCUAACCAGAUUUCCAUUUUUAAUUGUCAUGGUCUCGUCUUUCCCCUUCUUCUGCUUCUAAAAAGAAGCUUAUUUUCUGUUUGUAAUAGGACAUCUUUUAUCAAAUAGUUUUAAUCUAUUAUCAAACAGUUGAAACUAAAUAUGCAAACAUUGAUAUUCCCUCUCUGUUGUAGCCUAGAAAUCUAGACGCCCCUAGCGGCAGCAAAUGUGGGUCUGGCUUGUCAGGCUAUCUCUGUUGUGCAUGGUCUGUGAGGUCAACAGUUAGCAAUAAGUUGGCAAGUAUGUGUCUGCGUGUUAUGAUUGUUGUGGGAAACAUUAAAGAUGAGCGUAAAGAAUCUGUCCAGAUCCAUGGCCUUUCUGUUGAGCAGUAAACAUCAAGUCAGUCACCACGUAUUGUUCACUGAAUAUAUUUAGAACAGCUCAGUCAAUAGUUCACAUUUGAAAGCAUUGCUCCAAGAGUCCAGCUGUUCAAUAUAGAUGGUAAUUUAAGUGCUGAAAUCUAAUGCUGUCACCUCAGGAAAAAAAACAUGUCUAAUGUGAUCAGAAGUAUUUUAACGUUGUUUAUCCUCGUUGUGUGGUUUGUAUGGGUUUUGCAACUUUCUGCUCUUGUGACUGGCAUGGUUUAUGUAAAGUACCUUGUAACUGUCUCUUAGUGGCGAACAGAAAACAGGCUGCCAUCCAUAAUUUUGUGGAUUCAGAUCAAUAUAAAUCAGAUGUGAAUACAUUUAUAUGAAUAUAUUGUUGCUGUUACAUCCAAGACAGAAAAUAAUAUUUAUAAUUCUGAAACUGUGUGAAU
Molecule: messenger RNA, 8820 nt
Organism: Sardina pilchardus (European sardine)
Lineage: Eukaryota; Metazoa; Chordata; Actinopteri; Clupeiformes; Clupeidae
Gene: cacna2d1a
Product: calcium channel, voltage-dependent, alpha 2/delta subunit 1a
Exons: 38
Coding region: 134-3406 (1090 amino acids)
Cellular component (GO): L-type voltage-gated calcium channel complex
Molecular function (GO): voltage-gated calcium channel activity
Source: RefSeq, a predicted model, not a curated record